AUGUGCCUCUUGUUUUUAUUUCAUUUCGUAAUUUUUUAUCAAUUUUCAACAGUAUUUUCAAGUAAUUUCGGUCAAUACGACUUAGUAGCACAUGAAAAUAAUGACGGUACAACACGAUUUUUUGUUGUCGGUGAUUGGGGUGGUUUACCAUUCUUACCCUAUGAAACUCCAUCGGAAGUUGCUAUUGCUGAAGCUAUGGGUAAAAUGGGUAACAAAUUAAAUACAAGUUUUCAAUUGGCUUUGGGAGAUAAUUUCUACUUUGAUGGUGUCCAAUCAGCUAAAGAUCCUCGAUUUCAAAAUACAUUUGAACAUGUAUUCUCAGCGACGUCAUUGCAAACACCGUGGUAUGUUAUUGCAGGUAAUCAUGAUCAUUUAGGUAAUGUUUCAGCACAAAUUGAAUAUGGUAAAACAUCAAAACGAUGGGUAUUUCCUGAUUAUUUUUAUUCAUUUUCUCUAUGGCAAAAUGAUAAACAAAAUAAACUGAUUGAUUUCGUCAUGAUUGAUACUGUUGUACUUUGUGGUGGUGGAAAUUUAUCCGAUUGGGAACACACUGCAUUAGCAGGCCCAAGAAAUGAAAAUGUUGCCGAAGCUUAUUGGCAAUGGAUCGAAGAACAACUUCGCCAAUCAACUGCUCCAUAUUUAAUUGUCAGUGGUCAUUUUCCAAUAUAUUCAGUUGCCGAACAUGGUCCAACACAAUGUUUAGUUGAUCGACUUCGACCGUUACUUCAUCAAUAUCAAGCAACAACUUAUCUAUGUGGACAUGAUCAUAAUCUUCAACAUUUAGUUGAUGAUAUGAAUGGAACACAUUUGAAUUAUUUUGUUGUUGGUGCUGCUAAUUUUAUUGAUAAUAGUCAUGCGCAUGAACAAGCUGUACCACCAAAUUCACUUAAAUUUUUUUGGGCUGGCUCAAUCUUAUUCGGUGGUUUUGGUCUAAUUGAAGUUGAUAAUACACAAAUGAAUUUUUCAUUUAUCGAUCGUUCCGAGAAAACGUUAUAUCAAAUAAACAUGAAGCCACGUUUUUGA
Rotaria socialis is the source of this 1023-nucleotide messenger RNA. NCBI's taxonomy places the organism in Eukaryota, Metazoa, Rotifera, Eurotatoria, Philodinida, Philodinidae. The record is from the annotation of a GenBank genome assembly.